AUGUCCGCUCAAGUCAUUCACCCAUCCAAGCUGAAGAGUCCUUACACCCAGGAGCAAGUAGCUGCUGUCAAGAAGGAUGUCGAGGCCAUCUUGAAGAACAAGGACUACGACGAUGGCUCCAUCGGACCUGUCCUCGUCCGUUUGGCUUGGCACUCGUCAGGUACAUACUGCGCAGAGACCAAGACCGGCGGAAGCAAUGGCGCGGGCAUGAGGUACGAGAAGGAGGGAGGAGACCCGGCGAAUGCAGGCUUGCAGCACGCGCGCGUUUUCCUAGAACCCAUCAAGGAGAAGCACAGCUGGAUCACCUACGCGGAUCUGUGGACUUUGGCCGGAGUCGUGGCCAUCAAGGCGAUGGGGGGACCCGAAAUCGAGUGGUACCCAGGACGCACCGACUUUGUCGAUGAUGCUCGCGUUCCUCCUCGUGGCAGACUGCCAGAUGCGGCUCAAGCUCAAGAUCAUCUGCGGGCCAUCUUCUACAGGAUGGGCUUCAACGACCAGGAAAUUGUCGCGCUUUCUGGAGCACACAACCUCGGCAGGUGUCACGCUGACAGAUCCGGAUUCGAAGGUCCUUGGGUCAACAACCCCACUCGUUUCAGCAACCAGUACUACAAGAUGCUGAUCAAGCUCAAGUGGGAGAAGAAGCAUCUGGGAAGAGAGGCGCAGGGAGCUCACUGGCAGUGGAUUGCUCGUCUACCCCACAUGGACGAGGAGGAUGAGCCCUUGAUGAUGCUGCCCACGGACAUGAGUCUUACUUUGGACGACAAGUUCAAACCUUGGGUCGAGAAGUACGCAGAGGACCAAGACUUGUUCUUCAAGGACUUUGCGGCUGUCUUUGGUAAGCUCAUCGAGCUGGGAGUCACUAGAGACGAGUCUGGCCUUGCCCAGCACGAUGGAAAGGCGGGAGAAUACAAGAGCGCUCCUAAGAAGAGCGACUCUCUCGAGGGCCCCAAGUCUAAGUUGUAG
Molecule: messenger RNA, 963 nt
Organism: Ceraceosorus guamensis
Lineage: Eukaryota; Fungi; Basidiomycota; Exobasidiomycetes; Ceraceosorales; Ceraceosoraceae
Product: heme peroxidase
Exons: 3
Coding region: 1-963 (320 amino acids)
Biological process (GO): cellular response to oxidative stress; response to reactive oxygen species; hydrogen peroxide catabolic process
Molecular function (GO): heme binding; peroxidase activity
Source: RefSeq, a predicted model, not a curated record